AUGUUGAAGGUGAUUGGAAUGAGGAACUCUCCAAGAGUGCUCUCCACUCGAUACCUUCAACCGUUAUUAUGGAGACGUUUUGUUUCAAGUGACAUCCAACAAAAAGAUCAACAAGCUGGUGAGUCCAAUACCGCAACAGAUACUGGUGUUAUUCAUAAGACGGAACAAGAAACUCUUUUGUUUUUUGACAAUGUGUAUCCACGUCAACUAUCUAUGUGGAGCCCUUUGGGUUGGAUGAAUAAUAUUUUUUUCAAUCAAUCAAGGGAAUCAGUUAGAGCCAAGAUUCAAAAUCUGGCUUCUCCAAAGGAAAAUCCUAUCCACGGACUUGUAAUGCGUUCAACUAUCCCCGUUAAGAGGGAUGGCGGUGUUUUUGCUACUUUUGUAGUACCAUAUCGUUACUCUAAAGCAGAAGUGAAUAUGAUGAUAUCGAAAAACACUGCUUUAGAAUCCUCAAAGGGUUUAUUAUCGUUCUUCACAACGGUAUCUGCUUUCCCCGUUAAAGGUAUUCCUUGGAUUGAAGAUUUAAGAAGAUUACCAAGUACCACCAUUAAAGUAAAAUUUCAAGGUCCAGUAUUAACCGAAGAAGAAAUAUAUUCGUUGUUCAGAAGAUAUGGUACUAUUGUAGAUAUUUUCCCUUGUAAAGAUGGAAAUGAUUAUGCAAUUGUUAAAUAUAGAUCAUAUCGAGGAGCUAUAUGUGCAAAGAAUUGUGUUUCAGGGAUUGAGAUUAAUAAUACUGUCCUACAUAUUCAAUAUCAGGAUGAAGUGAAAAAUACUCUAGUAAGCAAUUUUGUUGUAAAUCAUACAAGAAUCGCAGUGCCAGUAUUCAUUGCUCUAUUGUCUAUUAUUGCUGUUUUAAUUUUCGACCCUAUUAGAGAAUUCUUCAUUGAACAAAAGAUUACCCAUAGAUAUUCAUUAUCAAUGGAUAAUUACUGGUUUAAACAAUUAAAAGAUAUUACAAAUUCUACGGUCUCUCAGUUUAAGAAUUAUUGGGGUGGUCACGAUGAAAACCAUAUUAGGAGACACCUGUGGGAUGAAAGGAUGGAUAGAGUCAAUGAUCUUCAAAUGUGGUUAGAAGAAAAUAAUAACACUUUUGUGAUAGUUAGAGGUCCAAGAGGUUCAGGUAAACGUGACUUGGUUAUGGAACACACACUUCAUGAAAGGGAAAAUGUCUUAUAUUUGGAUUGUGAUAAGAUUAUAAAAUCAAGAACCGAUGCUAAAUUUUUAAAAAAUGUUGCCCAAGAGAUUGGAUAUUUCCCUAUCUUCCCAUGGAUUGGCUCUGUCACUAGUAUUAUUGACUUAAUGGUCCAGGGUCUUACUGGACAAAAGACAGGUCUAUCUGAAUCUAAAGAGACACAAUUUAGAAACAUAUUGACCACAUCCUUAAUGGCUAUUAGAAGGAUUGCUUUAAAAAAUUAUAAACCUGCUAUUAGGGAAGGUGAAACUACUGUCAACGUCAAGGAAGAAGAUUAUUUACAACAACAUCCAGAGGCUAAACCUGUUGUUGUCAUUGAUCGCUUUGCCGGUAAAUCAGAUAUAAACGGAUUUGUGUAUAAGGAGAUGGCUGACUGGACUGCAAUGUUAGUUCAAAUGAACGUCGCACAUGUAAUUUUCCUUACUGAAACUAUAACAUCCAAUCAAAUUUUGAGCGAAUCCUUGCCAAAUCAAGUGUUUAAGACUAUGAUUUUAUCCGAUGCUUCAAGAGACAAUGCAAGAAGUUAUGUUUUAUCUCAACUUCACGAUAAUUCAGGUAAUCAUUUCAUAAAACCUUUAAAUUCGCAAAACAAUACUGAAAAAGAAGGGAAAGAGAACAAUGGAGAAAUAAUGAACAUUAUAAAUGAAGAUGAUAUUGACCCUCAUCUUAUCGAAGAACUUGAUGAAACUCUAGACCCAUUAGGUGGUAGAAUGCUGGAUUUGCAAGCUUUCGUAAGAAGAGUUAAAUCAGGAGAAGAACCCAAAAAGGCACUUGAAAAAAUGGUGGAACAAGCCAGUGAACAAAUUACACAAAUUUUCUUAAGUGAUAAGAUUGAACCGAUCAAGAGUGCACAAGCUUGGGAGUUGAUCGAAUUAUUGAAUGAAAACCUAGUGGUAAAGUAUGAAGAUAUCGUAUUCAGACCUUUAUUUAAGGCAGCUCCUGAACUAGGGAUAUUAGAAUUAGAAAAUAAUGGAUUGGUAAAUGUAUCUAGAGAUAGAGGCGUUUUGAAGGACAUCAGGCCCGCAAAACCUCUAUUUAAAGCAGCCUUCCAAUAUUUAAUAGAGAAUCAAGAACUUUCUACUGUUUUGAAAACUCGUUACUACUUAAAGGUUAUCGGUUUUGAAAACGGAAGAAUCAAAAAAUGGGAAGAAGAAUUACCACAAUUGGGGAAGAUAAAAGAUCCGAAAUUGUUCAAAGCCAGAGUAGAUUACUUAUCCGGAAAAAUUACGUUAAGUAGUGAUGUGAUUAAUAAUUGUGAGAAAGAAAUUAAGGAAUUAUCCCAAAAAUCCAAGAAAUGA
This is a messenger RNA of Maudiozyma saulgeensis, 2490 nucleotides long. The record is from the annotation of a GenBank genome assembly. Lineage: Eukaryota; Fungi; Ascomycota; Saccharomycetes; Saccharomycetales; Saccharomycetaceae.